Molecule: messenger RNA, 806 nt
Organism: Zophobas morio
Lineage: Eukaryota; Metazoa; Arthropoda; Insecta; Coleoptera; Tenebrionidae
Exons: 3
Coding region: 30-611 (193 amino acids)
Source: RefSeq, a predicted model, not a curated record
GUUCGGUGCUGAUUGCGACGAGUGCAACGAUGAAAUUUCUUGUGCUAAUUUCUGCCUUAAUGGCAGCGGCUUACGCCCGCCCUGAGGCCGGCUACAGCUACAGCCCCCCUAGCGCCCCCAGCAACAGCUACAGCGCCCCCAGCAGCAGCUACGGCGCUCCCGCUCCCCAGUACGGCGCCCCCGCCCAACCCCCAGUAGUCCAUAAGCACGUCUACGUCCACGUUCCACCACCAGAACCCGAAGAACACAGACCCCAGAAACCCAUUCACGUCGCUGCCCCACAGAAACACUACAAGAUCAUCUUCAUCAAAGCCCCAACUGCACCAACCCCCACCGCUCCCGUCAUCCCAGUGCAGCCUCAGAACGAAGAAAAGACCUUGGUCUACGUUUUGGUCAAGAAACCUGAAGAUGCGCCUGAGAUUCACAUUCCUACCCCUGCGCCCACGCAGCCCAGCAAGCCUGAGGUUUACUUCAUCAGGUAUAAGACACAGAAAGAGCAAGGUGGUUAUCCAGAUAGUGGAGUCCCGCAAUCGCAGUAUGGAGCUCCCUCUGCGCCCAGUGCGCCCUCCAGUGACUACGGAGCGCCCUCAGGAGGAUCCGGUCCUUACUAAAGUCAGGGAAAGUGUAAAUUUGAUGCCAGUGGAUUUGAUACUCUUUUGCAUACUAGUUAAUGUGAUUAAUAUGAAGCAUUUUUUUGUAUAAGAAGGGUGCAAAUGUAUUUUUGUUGUAUUUUUUUGCAAUGUUGUUACAGUCUGUACAUAGUUUUAAAUGUAACUUAUGAAAGCUUUAUACGUAGGUUAAGUUAG